Molecule: messenger RNA, 1522 nt
Organism: Manis pentadactyla (Chinese pangolin)
Lineage: Eukaryota; Metazoa; Chordata; Mammalia; Pholidota; Manidae
Gene: PHOX2A
Product: paired like homeobox 2A
Exons: 3
Coding region: 156-1004 (282 amino acids)
Biological process (GO): regulation of transcription by RNA polymerase II
Molecular function (GO): DNA-binding transcription factor activity, RNA polymerase II-specific; RNA polymerase II transcription regulatory region sequence-specific DNA binding
Source: RefSeq, a predicted model, not a curated record
CGGCCGCGACGGGGCGGGCGAACAAGUGGGCGCCGCGAAUCGACCACGGGUCCUCAGAGCCUGGCGCUCGAACCCCUAUCACACGACCCCACCCCGGCCCGGGACCUCGACCCCGACCCGGCCCGGCCCGGCCCCCGCCGCCGCCCCCCGGGCAGAUGGACUACUCCUACCUCAAUUCGUACGACUCGUGCGUGGCGGCCAUGGAGGCGUCCGCCUACGGCGACUUCGGCGCCUGCAGCCAGCCCGGCGGCUUCCAAUACAGCCCCCUGCGGCCAGCCUUCCCCGCGGCGGGGCCACCCUGCCCCGCGCUCGGCUCCUCCAACUGCGCGCUUGGGGCGCUACGCGACCACCAGCCUGCGCCCUACUCGGCAGUGCCCUACAAGUUCUUCCCUGAGCCGUCGGGCCUGCAUGAGAAGCGCAAACAGCGGCGCAUCCGCACCACGUUCACGAGCGCGCAGCUCAAGGAGCUGGAGCGAGUCUUCGCCGAGACCCAUUACCCCGAUAUUUACACGCGCGAAGAACUGGCACUCAAGAUCGACCUUACUGAGGCUCGCGUGCAGGUCUGGUUCCAGAACCGCCGGGCCAAGUUCCGCAAACAGGAACGCGCGGCCAGCGCCAAGGGUGUGGCAGGCGCGGCAGGCGCCAAAAAGGGCGAGGCGCGCUGCUCGUCCGAGGACGACGACUCCAAGGAGUCCACGUGCAGCCCCACGCCCGACAGCACCGCUUCGCUGCCGCCGCCGCCCGCGCCCGGCCUGGCCAGCCCGCGCCUGAGCCCCAGCCCACUGCCCGCCGCCCUGGGAUCCGGGCCUGGCCCCGGGCCUCAGCCGCUCAAGGGCUCCUUGUGGGCAGGCGUGGCGGGCGGUGGGGGCGGCGGGCCGGGCGCGGGCGCGGCCGAGCUGCUUAAGGCCUGGCAGCCGGCGGAACCCGGACCGGGGCCCUUCUCGGGGGUUCUGUCGUCCUUCCACCGGAAGCCCGGCCCCGCCCUUAAGACCAAUCUCUUCUAGCUGUCGGACUCUGGAGGCUCCGGGCCAGCCCCCAGAGACGCCCCUGCCCCUCCAGGACCUGAUAGGGUCCCUCCCAAUCCCGGCCGCCAGCCUGGAAGCCCCGUCCUUCUCUACCCCCACCGUGCCUGACCCGUAAGUGUGCCUCCGGAGACCAAGUCAGGGCCACACGUAUUUUCACCCCACCCCCACCCAGCACAGCGGGGUACUUCUCACCGGAGACCCUUCUAGCUUGGCUUUGUUUGGAACCGGGAUCAAAUAACGCCUGUCCCUAUCACGGUUCUUCAGUGAGGGUUCAGAGGAGAAACAGCCCGGCCACCCCCCACCCCAGCUCAGCAGCUGGCUGGCUCACCCCUCACCUUGGGGACCAGCCUGCCACCACCCUCGGGCCCACCCGCACUGCCCCCACCCGUGCAAAGGCUGGUCGUCAGUUGGCAUAAUGAACAGCCUGAAGGGUCCCACCGCCAAUUUGUCCCUCGGCGUCCCCUGCAAUCCCCAGCAGGUCCAAGGCAGAGGACAGG